Messenger RNA from Papaver somniferum (opium poppy), 2789 nucleotides. Its product is annotated as scarecrow-like protein 14. The record is from RefSeq and is a predicted model, not a curated record. Lineage: Eukaryota; Viridiplantae; Streptophyta; Magnoliopsida; Ranunculales; Papaveraceae. The coding region runs from base 295 to 2565 and encodes 756 amino acids. Gene Ontology annotation, molecular function: sequence-specific DNA binding; DNA-binding transcription factor activity. Gene Ontology annotation, biological process: regulation of DNA-templated transcription. Gene Ontology annotation, cellular component: nucleus. The transcript has a single exon.
UCCAAUAUUCUCCCACAUCAAAAAUUUUCCCCUCUGUGUCUGCUUUUCUUUUCUAGGGUUCCAUUUUCCAUAUCUUGAGGUACGCCUUUUCUCUGUGUAUCCACCAAAUUUCACUGUAACCUACUGUAAUCAAUUACUAGUACUGUACUGCUGCUUCUCAUCACUCACUUCGUACCCGUAAUCAUCAAUUUGGUCAUUUCUUGUGAGUUAAUCAGUUUUUUACUGUGGAAAUUGGUGUUUAAUCUGAAGUUAAGAUUUUCUAUUUUUUUUCUCUUUUUUUUCUAGAGAUUAAUAAUGGAUAUGGAUUCACGUUUAAGAGGUUUACUUGAUUCAAUUAAUGGAAAUACUGAGUCGGUUUCUGAUAUGAAUUUCUUUAGGUCAGAAGAGAAUCAUAAUAACAAUAGCCUUGAUCAAAAUUCAAUAGAUCAGAAUCCUAAUUUUAGUGGUAGUAGCAAUAGUUUUGCUGACUCUAGUAUGACUGCUUCAUCCUCAAAUUUUAGUCUUCAAGAAGAUAUUUCUCCGGGGGAAGAAUAUGAUUUCUCAGAUGUAGUUCUUAAGUACAUAACCCAAAUGCUUAUGGAAGAAGACAUUGAAGAAAAGAACUGUAUGCUUCAAGAUUGUUCAGCUCUCCUGGCAACAGAGAAACCCUUUUAUGAAAUUCUAGGCGAGAAGUAUUACCCCCCUUCUCCUCAUCAUUACAAUCCAGAAAGCCAACGCGACAACUCUGCUCGCUACCAUGGUGGUAACAAUAGCAGUAGCAGUGGUACUAGUAGUAACAAUGCAGCUGAAACUAGUUGGGCUGGUGCACUCGGUGAGUACCAACCUUUGUCUCAUACCCGAAGUGUUCCGAGUGAUUAUACUUUCCAGAUGACUCCUCAAUCAUCUUUCAAUCCUUCAAAUGGUUCCAAUUCUGUUAUAGAAGGAAAAGUGGAUUCGCCAGGGGAUAAGGUUCAGGUUCAUGAUGUCUAUUCUGAGAGUGAUUUCAUUUGGCAGUUCAGAAAAGGCGUCGAGGAAGCAAAUAAGUUUCUUCCAGAUGAUACAAACCUGAUUAUUGACCUAGAAAGUAAUAGUUUUCUUAAUGACGAAAGAAACAAAGAAGCCGGUGAUGUUGAGGUGAAGUUGGAGAAGAAGGAUGAGAAAGAGAAUUCGCCGACUGGUUCGAGAGGGAAGAAGAAUCUGUACAGGGAAGAUACAGGUUUGGAAGAAGGGAGGAGUAAUAAGCAACCGGCAGUCUUCUCAGAAGAAACGGUACGAUCAGCAAUGUUCGAUAUGGUAUUGCUCUGUGGGAAUGAAGAAAAAUGUGAUAAAGAAGAUUCAACUCCCCACAAAUCCUUGAAGACUGAAGCAACCAAGAAUUUGCAGCAGAAUGGGCAAUCAAAAGGGUCUAAUGGUGGAAAGCCCCGUGGUAGGAAACAGAAGUCUAAAGGGGAUGUCGUGGAUUUGCGGACACUACUCAUUCACUGUGCACAAGCUGUUUCCGCUGAUGAUCGUAGGACUGCUAGUGAGCUACUGAGGCAGAUUAGACAACAUUCUUCCCCCAAUGGAGAUGGUUCACAAAGGUUAGCCCAUUGCUUUGCUAAUGGACUUGAGGCACGUUUGGCUGGAUCCGGGAGCGAGAUUUACUCAACCCUCCUGCACAAGAGAACAUCAGCAGCUGAUAUCUUGAAAGCUUAUCAUCUCUUUAUGGGUACAGUCCCGUUCAAGAAGAUAUCAAAUUUCUUUGCAAACCAAACAAUUGAUGAUCUGGCUGAUAAGGCUACUACCCUCCAUAUAGUAGAUUUUGGUAUCCUCUAUGGUUUUCAAUGGCCUUGCCUUAUCCAGCGGCUUUCGAAAAGAAAAGGUGGCCCACCUAAAAUUCGAAUUACUGGGAUAGAAUUGCCCGAACCUGGUUUCCGCCCAUCUGAAUUGGUUGAAGAAACGGGUCGUCGGUUAAAAUCUUAUGCUGAGAAAUUCCAUGUCCCAUUCGAGUACCAUGCCAUUGCUCAGAAAUGGGAAACCAUCCAACUCGAGGAUCUUAAUAUUGCUAAAGAUGAAGUUCUUGUUGUCAACUUCUUGUUUCGAGCUAGAAACUUGCUUGAUGAAACUGUUAUAUUGGACAGUCCAAGAAAUGCCGUUCUGAACCUCAUAAGGAAGAUGAAUCCUGAUGUUUUCAUCCAUGGGGUUUCGAAUGGUGCCUACAGUUCCCCAUUCUUUGUUACUCGGUUCCGGGAGGCUUUCUUUCACUUUUCAUCUUUGUUUGAUGUGCUUGAUACAAAUAUUCCCCGUGAACAUCCCGAGAGGAUACUGAUCGAGAGAGACAUCCUCGGGAAGGAGGCUUUGAACAUUAUAGCAUGUGAAGGAUCACAGAGGGUUGAGAGGCCAGAGACUUAUAAACAAUGGCAGGCAAGGAAUACGAGGGCUGGGUUCGUGCAACUCCCACUGCACAAAGAUAUAAUGAAGAAGGCGAAAGAAAGAGUGAAAUCAGACUACCACAAGGAUUUUAUUGUAGAUGCAGAUAGCCAGUGGAUGCUGCUGGGAUGGAAGGGGAGAAUUCUCUUCGCCCUUUCUUCUUGGAGGCCCGCGUAAGAUUCUUUUCUUUUGUUGCACUACUGUUCAUGUGGAAGAGGUAAUCUGUUUUUUGGUUUAAGUUACAGUCCCUCAUAAAUCUUAUGUUCUGCUAAUCUUCUUCCUUUAUGGGAUCUAGACGGCAUAGUUUGAUCAAUCCGUAAAUGAAAGAUAAACUCACACGAGUUUAAAACACCCCAAUAUAAAAAUGCAAUGUAAAAAAAUGAAAAUUUGAUUGCACUGAA